Molecule: messenger RNA, 1506 nt
Organism: Sporothrix brasiliensis 5110
Lineage: Eukaryota; Fungi; Ascomycota; Sordariomycetes; Ophiostomatales; Ophiostomataceae
Exons: 1
Coding region: 1-1506 (501 amino acids)
Source: RefSeq, a predicted model, not a curated record
AUGGCGUCCUCGCGGAAGCGCUGGAUGUUGACGGAGGACAACCUCCGCCGGUUCCAGCCUUCCCUGAUCCAGCCCAUGGAGCCCGUGUCCAUAUCCUCGCGCGACGAUGGCGACAACGAUGCUGUAGCCAACGAGGACCCCGCCGUCGACGCAGUGAUUGCGCGCGAAGCACCUGCCGCCCGCGUGGCCCGCCUACGGUCCUGGGUCUACAACGCCAUGCUGACGCUAGUGGGGCUCGGUGACGAGGGCGUGGCGGUCCUGGCAGAUGAGGAGCUCUACAUUGCAGGGCCCGGUGACGUCAGGUUAGCACCCAGAUACCGCAAACGGACGACAGCGCGGUUAAAAACAGGUGCAGAGCGGAUCGAGGGGGCCGAGGGGGCUGAGGUGGAGGCCGAUCAAAGGCACUAUUACCGCAAUAGCGACGAUAACGACGACGACAACGACGAGACAGAAGAACAGGAACAGGAAGGACCGGACUUGAGUGACCCCGCGUACUGGCAGGCCAAGCUGCGCUACCUCGAGGCCAAGUGCCGGCCACUGAGCCAGGCGCACAGGAAGCGUCGGCGGUUAGCACCUGCGUCACAGAUUGCUGCCGAAGACGCAGCGCGUGCCGAGGCGGAGGCCAGUGCGGCCGAGGGUCGCGGGUACGGCUGCGGCUACGACUUUCCAAGUGGCCGAAAGCAGCAGCAGGAGCAAGCCGACCCCCAAAUCCUCUCUGACGAGCAGCGCCAAGCACGUGAGGAGGCACGCGCGGAGGCACGCGCAGAGCAAGCUCGCAUCGAGCAGAGCAAGCUGUUGUGGCGUGACAAGCGCGGCAACAUCGAGCGUUGGGUGCAGACGAUACCACCGCCUCCUGCUCUGCCCAAAUCGUCGCCCCGGGGCCAGGCGUACUGGUCCACCACUGGUGGUGUGCCGCACCUUCCUUACGGCGGUCUGGGCGGUCCAGCGUUUGAUAGUCAGCAUGACCUUCCGGUCCCCUAUUACCAGCAGCCGGCAGCAGUUCUGUCAGACUCGUCCAUUGUUGAAAUUACUCCGGCUCAGUUUUCCAACGUUCAGCCAGAUCCUCCGCAUGAGACGCAGCAGCAAGAACAGCUACAGCAGCAGCAGCAGCAGCAUCAACAGCAAGAAGCCCGCCAGCAGUCACAGGCAACAACGGCCAUGCGUGCACCUUAUGACGCUGUGCUGGACGCCGAGAGGUCAGCCGUCACUGCACAACCUGUGCCGCAACACACUACACCACACGACGUGGCCGAUGCAUCUCUCGACCUUUCGGCUGUUACGGCAGCUACAGCCCCGCCCACAGCAGCGACCCCGGCUACGCAACCCAUCGAGACGCCCAAUACGAGUGCAUCGCCCGGCGAAGUGCCAAACGGGGAUGAUGCGUCCGGGCCAACUGGGGCAGCGUCGCACAAACGUGGGAGCCACGGACAGCAGGGCACGCCUGCCGCCCGGAGCAAGCGGCGACGAGUCGGUACCGACACGGACAAUGACUGCGGCAAGGUGUGA